UCCUCUUCCUUCUGCCACUCCCACCGUCGCAGCCCCAAAACACACUCUCUGUCGCCAAAUUUCUACCAGCAUGUCUGAACACACCAAGGCCGAGAAUGGAGGAUUCCAGGGCGGUGUGCCCACGCAGAGGGCGGUGACGCCCGGCGGACACCCCCAGGACUCGUCGCAGCCCGCGUUCCCCAUCUACCACCGCAAGUUCGCCAACCCUGCGCCGCUGGGUCUCUUCGGUUUCGCCGCCACGACGUUUGUCCUGUCGCUUUACAACGUCGCCGCCCGUGGCGUCGCGGUCCCCAACGCCGUCCUUGGUCUCGCCAUUGGCUAUGGAGGCAUGGCCCAGUUCGUUGCUGGUGUUUGGGAGUUUGCUGCCGGUAACACCUUUGGUGCCACCGCAUUCUGCUCCUACGGUGCCUUCUGGUGGUCUUACGCGAUUCUCUUCAUUCCCUGGUUCGGCGUCAAGAGCGCCUUCGUAUCGGCCACGACCAGCGCCGAUGAGGCCGGCGCAAUGAUGAGCCAGGCCGUUGGUCUGUACCUCGCCGCAUGGUUCAUCUUCACCUUCAUUUUGCUCCUCGCCUCUUUCCGAAGCUCGCUCGGUCUCGUCCUCCUCUUCUUCUUCCUGGACCUCACCUUCCUUCUCCUGUUCAUUGCCGAGUUCACCGCCAACGCUAAGGUCCAGAAGGCUGGCGGCGGCUUUGGUAUUGUUACCGCGGCCAUCGCCUGGUACGUCGGCGCUGCCGGUCUCCUCAGCCCGGACACGAGCUACUUCACCCUGCCGGUCCUCGAGCUCUCGCGCAAGGAUUAGGCCACUUUCCUCCCUUCUCUCGCGCAACGCCAACCCAACGCGGAGCUCGCGAAGAUUUGCACACUUAUCACACUCACUUCGCACGUACAUUAGUAAUCUCCUAUCCUCCAACCUCUCUAGCGACAGCCCUUUUCUGCUGUAGAUAUCCUCUUUGUCCCUUCGGCUCUAUCUCCUCUUGUUGUCCACUCUCUCUGUCUUGAAAAAUUCCCAAAUUUCUUCCUCCUAGCCGCA
Messenger RNA from Acaromyces ingoldii, 1030 nucleotides. Its product is annotated as putative FUN34-transmembrane protein. The transcript has 4 exons. Gene Ontology annotation, cellular component: plasma membrane. Lineage: Eukaryota; Fungi; Basidiomycota; Exobasidiomycetes; Exobasidiales; Cryptobasidiaceae. Gene Ontology annotation, molecular function: acetate transmembrane transporter activity. Bases 71 to 799 code for a protein of 242 amino acids. The record is from RefSeq and is a predicted model, not a curated record.